Messenger RNA from Colletotrichum truncatum, 1908 nucleotides. Its product is annotated as flavin-containing monooxygenase. The record is from RefSeq and is a predicted model, not a curated record. Gene Ontology annotation, molecular function: N,N-dimethylaniline monooxygenase activity; NADP binding; flavin adenine dinucleotide binding. NCBI's taxonomy places the organism in Eukaryota, Fungi, Ascomycota, Sordariomycetes, Glomerellales, Glomerellaceae.
AUGGCACAAGCAAAGCCUAGAUCUCGCGUUGCAGUUGAUGACCUGCAGUCAUGGAUCCCCGCCAUCCCGCCCUUUGAAGGAGAAAAAUCUCUCAAUGUAGCUGAACAAGCUGUCUCUUUUCUCAAGGCAUUCUCCUCAACUAUUGCGAACAGCGAUUGGAUCACCUUCGAGAACCUCUUUACCGAGAAAUGCUUCUGGAGGGACUAUCUGACACUAACGUUCGACAAGCGGACGCUCCAUACUAGCAAAUCUGUCGCUGACGCCUGGAGAACUCUGUCCAAAUCUCGUCGACCUUCAAGUUUUUCAAUGGAGACAGAUGACGAUAUGACAAUGGAGGCGGCGUGGGUGCGCAUGAGUCCUGCCUACGGUACACUCGAUGUGCCCUUUCGUUUUCACAUAGACAAUCCAAAGUUGAAGUGCAUUGGCUUGGCGAGGCUUAUCCCCGGCCCCGAGGGAAAGGGUUGGAAGAUAUACACUCUAACAACACAUGCUAUCGAGCUCGAAGACACGCCUUUCAUAUCCCUUCCACGGACAACCCCGUCGCUGAUUAAGGAGUCUCAACGAGGAAAGUCUCAAGCGCAGGGUCUUCCUAGCAUUGAAACCGGUGCUAUUCUAGACGCGGUCAUUGUAGGCGGCAGCUGCAACGGUAUCGCAACUGCGACUAUGAUCGACUCCGGAGGUGGUAAUGCUGUGAUGUUCGACAUGGAGACACAAGCUGGUGGGAAUUGGUCGACGAAAAGAUACGAAAGCGUUAGGCUACACCACCCAGCCAACAUGGUUCAGCUGCCGCGGUUUCCGGUACCAGACAUGUAUCCUAAAUUUCUAUCCGGCCGCGAACUGGCACAAUAUUUGAGCUCCGCAGUCGAGGAAUUACGGCUACCAUUCUUUGGAGGAGUGGAAGUUGUGAGUAACCUUUGGGACGAGGGAAAGAAAUUGUGGAGAGUCAAGGUGCGAGAUGUCCUAGAGGGAAAAGAAAUGGAGCUUGAAGCAAAGAACUUGAUUCUCUCGACAGGGUUCGUCUUUGGGCAACAGGACCCUAAAUACCCGGAGAUCAAGGACAGCGGCUUAUUCAAAGGCCCUAUACAGCACACAGCAGAGUAUCGCAAUUCUGAGGCGUACCGUGGCAAGAACGUCCUGGUUGUUGGGUCAGGAAACUCGGCGCAUGAUGUGGCCGCUGAUCUUGCCUCAGAUCGCGAAGUGCAGAGCGUGACGCUAUUACAGCGCAGUCCCACGGCUCUCUUCGAUUACGAAACAAUAGGAAACAUCAUAGCAAUGCGGUACCAAGGAGACAUCCCUGUUGAUACUGCAGAUUUCCUCGAAGGGAGUCUUCCUACGGGAGUUCUGCGAGAUAUUUUCAGAGGGGCCAUGAAGGGCAUCGCUUCAGCAAACAGCGAGAGAAGUGAUGCACUUGAGGGGAUUGGAUACUUGGUCGAUAGAGAGCCGUGUGUUAUAACGAAGCUAUUGCAGGAAAGGGGAAAGGGAUUCUACGUUGAUCAUCCCAAAACAUUCGAUUUGGUUUUUGACGGAAAGAUCAAAAUUUCAAGAGGGGAGGCGAAAGAAUUCAAAGAAGAGGGGGUCGUGGUGGUUGAUGUAGAGACUGGAGAGGAGAGACUUACUGAGGUUCAAGGAGUUGUGCUUGGAACAGGGUAUAAGAUUCUGGAUCUACCACAAAAGCUCAAGGAAACCGGAUUCCUUGACGCGGCUUCGGCGGGAAAGUUGGUGAAUGUGAGCAUGUUGGGGGUUGACGAAGAGGGUGAGAUACCAGGACUAACAGUGUCUUCUGGACAUCCCAACCUUUACUUUUCAGGUUUCGGGUUGAUUGGAAACCGCAAGAAUGCGAGAUUCGUAGCCAUUCAGGUGUUAGCCGAUGUCACUGGGCAGUUUCCUGAGAAGUAUUACCGCUUGUAG